GGAGGUGGUUGGGGGAGGCAUACGCCUGGUAGACAUACGCAGUACAUAACCCAGUACCAACAUUCAGUAUAUUCUAGGAGUAUACGCGUGUGUGUCUCUCUGUGUAUGUGUUUGAUUGGCACACCACGUGACAGCCAGCAGGCAAGUGACGAAUACAACCGUUCUUGUGAGGAACAUAGCUCGUAUAUCAUAUCCAGGCCCCGCCCCUCGCCCCGCCAUAGAUCCACCGCCUCGGGCAGAUUAUCCGUAUAAAAAGCGAAAGUCGCCAGGCGCGAACUAAAACUCAUUCAACUGGAGUAAUCAGCGUGCUUAUCAUCUGUUCAUGACUUUCAAGCUGCCUACAUUUGACUCGUAUUUCGCAGUGACUAUGGAAUUACCCAAACUGAUUCUGGUCUGUCCCUUGCUGUUGUGCCUAGCAGCGCUUCCAUACAGCUCUACGGAUGUGUCGAAGACAUGUAAAGCGUUGUGCCAGGGACCAUCGGUCAUCACGUAUUGUCGAAGUUUGGUGAGAUACUUUGAAAAGGGAAGAGUAGUGGACCAUGCCAACGUAAUCUUCACCUGUUGUUUGGGCUACAGCCUUGCUUCUACCGAAAUCAACUACAUUUCAUACGAGUUUCACAACCCGGAUGAACUGAACCAACUCGUUGGCAUAUUGAAGGAGGUUCGAAGCCUGGAGAUGGCCGCCACGUAUGCCAAGUGUAUUCGAGAUUGCAGCUGGGGCGAAUUCCAGACAUGGGACGUGGAAGAGGUCAAAUUGUGUGUGAAUGGUACGGGGAGCUGUGCUCAUUACGACUGCCCUGUCGAGGUCGACACAUUGGCCGCAGUUGACAAGUCAACGUAACGUUGCCGCUGAUGUCGCACACAAUAUUGUCUGGCGUACAACGUUGAUGCCAUUGCAUUAUGACGUGCUCAUCACGUGGUGCUACAGUUAUCACGUUGCGUCCAACGACAGCCUGACGUGUCGUCGUGUCCCACACGGUGCACUUCGGUGUCCACCAUGCCGUCGCCGUCGCCGCCGAACCACCACGUGGAGAUCGUAUUGUCCUAGCCAACUACUGACCAAUACUAUCCAACACAUUUAACACAUAGACUCUAAACACUAUUACAUGCAAGCAGUGAGGAGACCUGGGCUCCAAAUGUGUGUGGCUCUCCGCAGUGUACUUCCGUCAUUACCUCAUGUACAAUAGCUGUCGUACGUCCAUCAUUAUAACACCGUUCCUUAUUCGUUUAAAGAGAAGCAUGCAUGCACACCUAAUCGUCGACAACAUUAAACUCUAUGUUUACAUAUCGUUACAUCCAUUCCUAUCCAAGUGUUACUGCUAUUUGCAUUAACCUCUUUGUUUUAGUUGCAAUACAUUUUAAGUUACACACAGUUAAAAGUCAAACUGUUAUUAGAAAGUCUUCUAUGCGUGUUAUCAGAUGAGUUUUGUGAGUUAUUCUACUGCUGACAUUAAUACCUUUGUUGAACAUUUUUUAAAGUGAAAAGAUCCCCUUUUACAGAGAAGUGAAAACGUUAAACCCAAAUCCCGAUUUGAAAUAAACAUGCAUUCCAAGAUUUGAAGAUGUCUAAGCACUUGAUUAGUUUGGCUAGUUCGUACCAAUGUUUACUACCUGACACUUUAAAUACACCACUAUCUGCAGUUCAUAAUAAUAAAGGUAUACUCCUCGCGGGUAGCUCCAUACUUGUGAUCAAGAGUAGAAGUAUGUUUCUUGAGUUCGGUGUUCUACACAGCUAUGUGCACACGCAUAGACAGCUGAAUAAUUACCACAGUCGUUGUGACCCUUCCGCUCGGAGCUGAGCUCACUACUCCCCGUUACUUACACUUUACUUAAUCAUUUCACGCAUCAGCACAUGGAGGCGCGUAAACCCGCGUUAAUGUAUGAUCAUGACAAAUUGUAUCACUUUCAGAUAAAUGUCAGAUGAAUCAAUGAGUAGAUUAAGUAGUAAAACAUCGACUACUUAAACAAGAUCCUUUGAUGCAGCCACCCUGUGACAGAAGACUCUUGCAGGAACAGUAGUAUCUACAGCAUGCAGCGUCCUCGGCGUGCCGAAGUCAAGAUCAGGUGGGAUGGGUCACCCACAUCAUGGUCCCUCCCAGAUUCUCCUCAGUCGAAGAGAAAUAAUCUCUUCGGUCGUUUUCCUUUUAUUAUAUGUUAGUUUCAGCUUGCUUGAAGUCUGUGGAUGUGCAAUUAUUUACGAACCAAGUGCUCCUUGUAAAAUAUGUCUGUACCCGUUUAUGUGUGUGACAGUAUUAUAUAAUGUAUUUGAUACUAACCGUCUGUACAUACAACUUGUGUCAAGUAACCAAAGCAAGUACUGAAUAUAAAAAAAUAUCUAUGAAUAAACUUUUCACUUUUCA
Molecule: messenger RNA, 2360 nt
Organism: Haliotis rufescens (red abalone)
Lineage: Eukaryota; Metazoa; Mollusca; Gastropoda; Lepetellida; Haliotidae
Exons: 2
Coding region: 323-841 (172 amino acids)
Source: RefSeq, a predicted model, not a curated record